AUGGCGGAAGCCGCACUGAAUAUACCGGCGAUCGACACGUUCGACAACUUCCUUGGCGAAGGAAGGGCGUCAGCGGGCCCUAAAUGGGACAAAUGGCUCCUCAGGUUCGAAAAUUACCUGUUAGCAUUAAACAUAACGGACGAUGGCCGUAAACGGGCACUGCUACUGCACUUAGUAGGUCCAACCACGUUCGAGGAAUUUCAGACGCUUCCAAAUACAGGCACUAACUAUGCUACAGCUAGAACCAAGCUCACCAACCACUUUAAACCUAAAGUGAACAAAGAGUAUGAACGUAUACAAUUUCGCAUACAGCGGCAGGGUGAGAAAGAGUCGAUUGAUUCGUACUACACUCGUUUGAGGCAAUGUGCAAGCACGUGUGAAUUUACGAACAUUGACGCUGAAAUCAAGACGCAGAUCAUACAAACUAUGACCGAUUCAAAGGCCCGGAAGGAUGCUUUGUCAGGCAAUCUUAAUUUGGAGACAAUCCUAAAACAGGCACGCAACAAUGAACUCAGUAGGGCUCAGAACAAGACCAUUGAAAAAUAG
Molecule: messenger RNA, 546 nt
Organism: Lineus longissimus
Lineage: Eukaryota; Metazoa; Nemertea; Pilidiophora; Heteronemertea; Lineidae
Exons: 1
Coding region: 1-546 (181 amino acids)
Source: RefSeq, a predicted model, not a curated record